Messenger RNA from Stegostoma tigrinum, 8217 nucleotides. It is a transcript of the gene rgs12b, whose product is annotated as regulator of G protein signaling 12b. The record is from RefSeq and is a predicted model, not a curated record. NCBI's taxonomy places the organism in Eukaryota, Metazoa, Chordata, Chondrichthyes, Orectolobiformes, Stegostomatidae. Gene Ontology annotation, biological process: signal transduction. Bases 336 to 4946 code for a protein of 1536 amino acids. Gene Ontology annotation, molecular function: protein binding; GTPase activator activity. The transcript has 18 exons.
UGGAACAAUCCAGCAAGUUAUUUCUUGGUUGGAGAAAGAAAGAGAUCUCUCUAAAGUUGAAACCAAGGAGCCAUUAGGAGCAAUCCCCAAGGGGAAUCGGGCUUCCAUUUAUAGCACGGACCUAUUGUAAAUGUGGAGAAGCAGCACUAAUUCUUCAAAUCCGCAUUGGAUUUGGGGAAAAUUCGGUGGUUUUGUUGGAACAGCUUGCGUGAUUUUGGGAGACAUUUAAAGACAUGGCUACAGUGAACUUCUUGCUGAAGCACUUGACCAGUUGGCCCCUGGCUAUUUCACUACCAUUUCAAGUUUACUAUUGUGCUGCUGUGGGAAUAUAAACAAUGCAGAGGCAAGCUGAUCAAGUGAAACGCCGUUCAAACACCAACCCUUCCCUCCGAAUUAGGAAUGUGGAUAUUGCCAGGGGAAGAACUGGAUAUGGAUUCACGCUUUCUGGCCAAGCUCCCUGUGUCCUUAGCUGCAUUCUGAAAGGAAGCCCAGCACAUUAUGUUGGGCUUCGACCUGGCAAUCGGAUACUUAAUGUUAAUGACAUCAAUGUCUCUAAAGCUUCUCAUGAAGAUGUUGUAAAAUUGAUAGGACAAUGCUCAGGUGUACUACGACUUGUCAUUGCCGAGAGUAGUAACCAUUCUGAUACAGGUUCUAGUGAUGAGGAACUUUAUUUCAAUGAAGGCAAGGUGGCUUGGAUGAACAGUAAACCAAAGUCAAAAUUGAUGGGCCUAAACAGAGCUGAAAAAGUGGUUGCUGAUGUCCAGUCAGGUGGUAUUUUUAAGAUGCUUUUUGACAAUUCCAAUAAUUCUGCCAAAUGUGGCAAGACUUGUAUACAACAACAAGGACAAUUGACUGAAAAACCCAGUGGAUUUCCACCCAGAUCUAGAACUGCAAAAGCAAACCACAAUUCACUUUCUGAAGAAGAAGUAAUGAAGGUGUUGAAUGAUGACUCUGUUUUUGUCAAUGGCCUUGAAAACCAAGAAGGUUUUGUUUUAGAUGCUAGCAUUUUGAAUGUUGGAAUGGUAGUAGGCUACUUGGGUUCCAUCGAAUUGCCUUCAACAAGUUCAAAUCUGGAAAAUGAUAGUUUACAGGCCAUCCGUGGCUGCAUGCGACGUCUGCGUGCUGAGCAGAAGAUUCAUUCCCUUGUCCUAAUGAAGAUAAUGCAUGACUGCAUUAAAUUAUUCAGUGACAAAAAUAUUGUUUUAGCUGUGUAUCCUGCAGAAAAACUGGCCUUCAGUGCUGUGUGCCCAGAUGACCGAAGAUUCUUUGGAUUGGUCACCAUGCAAAUGUUUGAUGACCAUAGCCUUGCUAGUGAAAAUGAUGGUGGGCUGAGGACCUCGUGUCAUGUCUUCAUGGUAGAUCCAGAUCUCUGUCAGCACAAAAUUCAUCAGGGUAUUGCCAGGCGAUUUAGUAUUGAGUGCACUCCAGAUACUGGUGGCUGCUUGGAGUUUCCCCCUUCCUCUCAACCUGUUCUUCAGUUUGUGUCUGUGUUGUACAAGGACAUGGGGGAGUCAUUUGAAAAUGUGCGUGCCAGAGCUUUUCUCGAUGGGGACCUAUCUGACAGUCAGCAGAACAAUAGUACUGGCAGUAACAGUGAUAGUGGAAUUGGAUAUUAUAGCCAGGAGGAAAAGAAUAACAGAGUUUUAGUUGUCGACCUGGGUACCAAUUCAAACAAACAUGCCCCCCAUGGUGCCUGGGGUAAUGUCCAGACUAAAGGACAGAUGCAGGGUACCUCUCAGUGGAAUGGUGGUCGUACUGACAUGGAAGGCAAAUUCCAUGCAUCCCGACUUUCAGAUUUGGCACAAGCUGAUUGUACUUUGCAUAAUGGUAGCAGACAUCUCAGUCCUUCUGCUCGGCUUGAUGUUCCAGGAACGUCUCCGUGGUCUAUGUUUACUUCAGCUAAGAAAUCCGAUAUAGCGAGCAGUACUCCGUCUGCAACUCUGAGAUGGCUUCCGCUUCACAUUCGUAAGGACUGGCAGUACUGUAGCAGCAGUGAUCAGGAAUCCUAUGCAGAAUCCACAGAUGGACUGUCCAGUGUGAAUUGUAGUACACUGAAGCAGGAUCUUCCCCCUCCAAUGAGCAAGAUUCAGACAGAAAAGUAUCGAGUUGGUAGUGGUUUAGGCCAGCCUUUUUGCAGUGUAGCUCAGAAGAAUGAACUGACAAGUAAAUUGUUUGGAAUUGAAAAAAUGUUUGGGAUACAACAAAAUAACAAGAAAAGCAAAGACAAAAAGGGCACAAAGUUUUCUGGGAAUUCAGUUGGAUUCCCUCAAGCUCCCCAGCGUUCUUCUGUUCGGCGAUCAUACGGGAGAUCGAAGCGUUUCAGUAUAACCCGGUCCUUGGAUGAUUUAGAGACUGCGGCUGUGUCUGAUGGAGAGUUAAACAGUGCAGACCUGAAGAACUACAACAGUGAGAACAGCAUAAACAGCAAUGCCAGUCUUCCCAGUGUCCAGAGCUGCAGAAAACAGGUGGAACGGCAGGUAGCUAGUUGGGCUGCUUGCUUUGAACGUCUCCUGCAAGACCCAGUUGGCAUCAGAUACUUCUCGGAGUUCCUUAAGAAAGAAUUCAGUGAAGAAAAUAUUUUGUUCUGGCAGAACUGUGAGUACUUCAGUCAAAUCCCUAAGAAUGACAAGAAACAGCUUCUGUAUAGAGCUCGGGAAAUCUACAACAACUUUUUAUCCAACAAGGCAAAUACUCCAGUCAAUAUCGAUAGCCAGGCACAGUUAGCUGAUGAUAUUAUUAAUGCACCACACCCGGAUAUGUUUAAAGAACAACAACUGCAGAUUUUUAACCUGAUGAAGUUUGACAGCUACACUCGCUUUCUGAAAUCAACACUGUACCAAGAGUGCAUGUUGGCAGAAGUGGAAGGUCGCUCCCUACCUGAUCCUUGUCAGGUACCAUGCAGCCCUGCAUCAAGGCACAGCACCACUUCAGACCAAUCUACCCCAAACAAAGCCAGUACCAGGAUUAAAUCGUCCAGAUUGUUACCCAUUGAGCUUGAAGAUGAUAAUGGCAACAAGAAGAAGGGAACAUUUUUCUCCUGGUCACGGAGGAGCCUGGGAAGAACUCAGAAGAGAAAAGAGAAUGGCGAUUCACAUGCUGAUCUGUCUGAAAGUAAUGGACUGUCUCAGUGGCAUCGUGAAUCAUUUGGCUCCAUGUCAUCUUCCACCAGCACAGAGGGGAUGGCUUCUAGCUGUCCAAGAAACAACAAACAAGAGAACGUUUCUGCAAAAGCACCUAUGACUGAGAGAGAAAAACGUUCAAAACACUGCACCGUGAGUCUGCCAGAUGGUUCCUUGCAUACAGUUACUAUCCAAACUGGUAUUUCUAUUAGAGAACUGUUGACAGAGCUCUGUGAGAGGUUACAAAUUCAGUUGGCUGCCGUGGAUCUCUUUCUGGUUGGAGGUGACAAGCCUCUUGUACUUGAUCAAGACUGCAACACAUUGAACUCACGAGAGAUUCGUUUAGAAAAGCGUACACUAUUUCGGUUGGACCUUGUUCCUAUAAACAGAUCAGUUGGCUUAAAGGCCAAACCUACCAAACCAGUGACAGAAGUGCUGCGGCCGGUGGUGGCUAAAUACGGCUUAAAUCUUAGUGAUCUAGUGGCUAGAAUUAAUGGGGAAUCAGAAGCUUUGGAUCUUGGACUUCCUAUUUCUAAUCUGGAUGGACAGCGUGUUGUUCUGGAUAUUGCAGAGCAUGUUCCUGAAAAAGACAGAGAGAAGAUUACAGGAGGGAAAUCAGGCUCUUCCAACAUUAGCACACACCAUGGUGUGAAGGAAGAUGGAAGACCUGCGGAAAAAGCCUUUUCAGUCAGAGGAAAUGGAAAAUAUUCCAAAGAUGUGCGGCCUUCAAAAAAUGAUGUAGUGCAAACGACAAACAGAAAGAGACAGCCAAAGCUAAACGUGGAUGAAGUAGAAGAGUUUUUUGACCUUCUAUCAAAAGCUCAGAGUAAUAGAGUGAAUGACCAGCGUGGGCUUCUGAACAAAGAAGAUCUUGUACUUCCAGAUUUUCUACGCCUCAAGCCACCUGUACCUGAACCUGGCUCCUCCACUGCUGCAGCUGGUAAAGGAAAUGGUAGGAAGAGAGAAGAAAAAAGCCAAACAAUGCAAAGGAGUGUGACAUCAACAGAACAGUUUGAUAAAAUAGAGUAUAUAGACUCCGGAGCAGCUAUCUCAUCCGCAGUGAACUUCAAUGACAACUCCAACAACAUGAAAGCCAAGUCAACAACUCAACUCGAUAACAGUCAUUGGCCUGUGUUAAUGCCACCUAAUUAUGUAGAGCCAGUUACAAAGCAGACAAAUGAUGAACCUUUCCAUGUGCCAGUAUCUCCUAUUCCUCAUGUCAAUGAACAAAGGUGGGAAAAGCGGCCUGAAGUCCAGCAGUCAGAAACUGUACCACCUUAUGAGGAUGAAAAUGCAUUUGAUUUGACUCUGGUGGCAGAAGGUGACAUCAAUAGUCCAAACAGUACACUAUUACCACCCCCACCAACACCACCGUCCACUGUCAGUAAACUGGAGAUAGCUAACUAUACUCCACCAACUCCCUGCACAGAUGGUCAGGAGAACUCUUCACACUGCAGAUCCACUUCAGAUUCGAUGAAUGAAAGAGGAAAAGUUGCUUGGAAAAAGCCUGCUUACUUUGGACAGAAUCUGAACACUCAAACAAGUGUAAACAGGACUGCUAUAGCUGCUGAUGCCAACCACUCCCACGUAACACUUCCUAUAAACAAGAUUAUUGACAUCGAUGGAGUGAAAUCAGAAGACACUAGGGCGGAAACUGACGAGUCAGAUGGGAACCUGAGUUUUGAAGGCUACAUUUCUGAACUGAAAGGUUGCCAAGGGAGAAUGCGCACUGGAGUUUAUCGGAUGUCGGAGUUGCCAUCGUUGAUGACAGUGAAGAGAGACAGGAGUAAGACAUUAGAGGCACAGCAUAAGGCUACAUUUGUCUGAAUGUUGGUCAUGUAUUUUCCUUAAGAAGGGUCACAGAAAUGUUGGUCUGAAGUAAUAUUUGGAAGAUUGUGAUUCAAGAUAGUAAUUUAUUGCUAAAAACACAAUAAUUAACGUGCACAAUUUAUUUAUCACCAAUUCCAUACCUCUUGCGUUAGUUGGGGAAUAUGGAACGAAAACUUACUCACAUUAACAUCGACAAUUUGGAGAGGUAUGGAGAGGUAUAAUUCUAGAAUUUAAGUAUCGUUUCUAAAAGUAAAGAAAUGAAGUGUUUGCAUUUUUUGUAGCAACCUGUUAACACUUAACAGUCAGUUUGAUGGGUUAACAAAAUUUCUUUGAGAUCAUUUUGAAUGAAUGCAAUGAAGUAAGUCUGGCCAAUGGCUUUUCUUUUGAAUAUAUUCUGAUGAUAUAUCCUUGCUAAGGAUAUUGGCAUAACUGGAAAUAAAUGAAUGCUAAUAUAGAUUGAUAAAUGAUAGACAGGCAGACAGGAGUUCAUUCAUUUGCGCUUUCAUCCUCUUCUUUUGAGGUUGAUUGUCGUGGAUUUGCACAACCUAUGCUGCCCUUACACAUUCCAAAUGGAUCAACUGCAUCCAGUCUAUUAAAUCUGUCAGCCAUUUUCUUAGCUGCUCUCACCUCGUAUAUUUCUGUCAAUCUUUCCUUCCAGUGGCGCCAUGAUUCAUUACGGCCAUUAAGGUAUGGUAGAGAGUUUACAGGUCACAACAAUGGGCUGUCCACCAGCUAGAGUGAUGGUGACAACCCCACUGUAGCCACUUCUUUAAGCCCCACUGGGAUUCAAUGCUGAUCAAUGAGUGACUAAUUUCCUCUGAAGGGUCCCCUCCUGGCACUUCAGGUUAAACUAACAGCUAGUGAGGUGAGGGGCUGCUGGUUUCAUGGGUAGCACAACCAGCAAACCCAUGCCAGUUUCACUAUUGGACUUAUGUGUCUGACAUGGUACAAAAACACUCAGCAUCCGAUCAAAUGACCCAGCAUCAGGAAGGGAGGGUGGGAGUGAGGUACACAGAGAGCCAAUACUUUGCAUUGUUUCUGGCUCCCACUCCCUCACAAACUCCUCCCACCUAUGGCGUAGAGCCCAGCCACAAUAAUGGGCCUCAGGUGGUGUCCUUCUGGCACGUCUUGGGUGAGCCUGCUCCCAGGAAGACCCAUUGUUGUCCACUUGGAUACCUGUGUGACACUUAAUUUGGUGGGCCUCCCCAAAAAAGAUGAUUUACAGCUGUCACAAGCUCUCCGUCCUGAAGGCAAGAACUCUAUCAUUAUCAUUAAACAUAAAAAAGAAGAGCAGGAGUAAGCCAUUUGGACUUUGAGCCUGCUCUUUCAUUUAAUAUGGUCAUGGCCAGUCAUCCAUUUCAAUAGCCCCUGUUUCCACUUUCUCCCCAUAUUCUUUGAUUCCUUCAGCCCUAAGAACUACAUGUAACUUCUUCUGGAAAACAUUCACCGUUUUAGAAUCAUAGAACCCCAUCAGUGCUGAAAGAGCCCAUUGCCCAUCAGGUUUGCAUUGAUCCUCUGAAGAGCGCCCCUCCCCUCCAGAUCCACCACCACCCCCACCACUGCCCUAUCCCUGUAACCUCCCCUUGCCCAGCCUUACUAUGAUAAUCCACCUAACCUGCACAUUUCUAGAACCUUUGGGGCAAUUUAGCAUGGCCAAUUCACCUAACCCUCAACCCUGAACCAUUUUCUGUGGUAGAGAAUUCUAUAGGCUCACCACUCGUUAGAUGAAGAAAUUUCUCCUCAUCUUAGUCCUGAAUGACUUAUCCCCAUAUCCUUGAGCUGAGGUUCUGGACUCUCUGGUCAUCAGGAGCAGCCUUCCUGCUUACCCUGUCCAGUCCUGUUAGAAUUGUAUAGGUCUCUGUCAGAAAAUGCAGCCCAGGUAAUCUGCUGGCUGCUGUUAGGGCUCCUGACUACAUCGGAGGCUAUUUGCUGCUGCAGCUGCUGGAAUGGGGUGGGUGUCCUGAGCUCAGGAAGUGCUAAUCAAUUAUUGUCAGUACUGGAGUAAUCCUGUGGAUGAGGAGGGUCACCCCGGAGCUUUAAAGCAGUGCUAGGCAAUGGGACCAGUCAGGGAGGCCUCAGCGAUGGAGUUAAGGGGAGGGGGCAUGAUGGGGUUGAUGUAAAUAAUAGUGGAACUUCCUUCUUGCUGCUGGCAAAAGAGUCAAGUUCCAGCCAGACCCCAGGAAUGCCUGCGAGGGUGACUGUUUGCCUACAUGGCAUGUUUCCUACCUUUUGCUGUUUGAAUAUGAGCUGUGGUCUGAUGUUUCACUCUUGAGAGAACAUUAAAUGCUGCCUGUAAGUCUGUUCCUGUGGGGUUCCUCUUUAGGAAACAUCCCGAUGUUUCAUUCCAGUGACAAUAGCAGUAUGGACACUGGCCCAUGGGCAGUAGUCUUCAUUUGUCACUUUUUUCUUCAUUCUUUCAUGGGAUAUGGGCGCCUUUUGCCCAUUCCUAUUUGGCCAUGAACUGAAUAACCAUUUCAGAGGGCAGUUAAGAGUCAAUCAUAUUGCAGUUGUUCCAGAAGGCAUAGACUCAAGAUGUGAUAUAUAUGACAAUUGAAGUUAGUUACUUGGCCAUGAUAAGUGAGACUAGUUUCAACUCCAGGUUUAUUAAUUCAAGCUAAUUUCUACUAGCUGUCAUUAGUGGAAUUUGAACUUAUGUCCCCAGAGAAAUAGCUAGGGCCUCUGAAUAACUACUAUCUCCACUACAUCACCAUCUGACCCUUGAUGGUUAGGUGGAGUUUUAUAACAGGUUUUUCUACCCAGCUCCUCAAUAUGAUGAGAAAAAGCCAUUUAUGCCCACCUUUUGUGAUAAUUUCCAACAACUCAGAACACUUUGAACACCUGCAUCUCUGCUCUUGUGCUGAAGUUAUUUCGAAUUAGUUUAUGAUUUUUGGCUUAUGAUCCAUUUUAUUUUAAAGUAUGACUCUGAAUUUUCUUGGCAGGAUGGAAUGGUGGUGAAAGAUUCAGAGGAUAAAUGAUAGAAACGCUCCUUUCAGCAGUGAGCUGUCUUAUUCUGGAAUGCGCUGGCUGAAAGGGUCGUGUUAGCACAACGAACAGUAACUUUCAAAAAGAAAUUAGGGAAACCCUAGAAGGGGAGAUAUUUUUCAGGACUAAAGAAAAAGCGCGGCACGAUGGGACUAAUGGAUAGUUCCUUGAAAGAGGGACAGUGGCUUCUUUUGCUGUAUAUUGCUACAUCAGUUGUUAUUUUUGUGUACUUCAGCAGGUUCUCUGUCAAAAAGAGAUAACAAGUUGUGGAGUUGGAUGAACACAG